UUUAUGCAUGAAGGAUCACAAAAUUUAACGGAAGAUUUACUGGGUGGCUCGGUUGCCGAAAUGGAUGACAAAGAACGAGAGGCGAAACUUGCUAAACAAGAGAUGAAAGCACUUCACGAAGCAGUUAUUGAAAUUUUUGUCAACUUAUGUGGCUCAGACAACACUGUUAAGAAAAUUAAACGCUGGAUUUGUUGA
Gongylonema pulchrum is the source of this 195-nucleotide messenger RNA. The record is from the annotation of a GenBank genome assembly. Lineage: Eukaryota; Metazoa; Nematoda; Chromadorea; Rhabditida; Gongylonematidae.